ACAAUGUUUCUUUUCCUGAUCACAUUCUGAGAGUGUUCAUGUUCCCCUCCUCCUACUGAAAAACUGCAAGACGCUGCAAUAAAAGUGUCAAAUUCCACAACUUAUUGAAAUUCUUUCCCUACUCUCUGUCCUCCUUUGUCUAGGGAAGAUGCUGGCAGCUGACAUAGUGUAUUUGUUCACUGCAAUCAAUCUUGUAUGUGCAUCUCAAAGGCAUUUUUCUGUCCCUAUACUGAUAAACCUAUUGUAGAUUCAUUUAAUCUAAGAAAAGUUUGUUGUUCAGUGAUAAUGGACCCUCUUUUCUGCAUCUAAACACAGUUGUAUUAACGACCUGUGACAGCUGAGAAAUCAAGAUAUGUUAUAAUUCACUAAAGAAAUUUUUCAGGGGCUAAUUGUCCCAGUUGUGGCUCAAGCAUGAGAAAACAAUGGCCCCUGUACUUGAAUGAUGCAGUUUCCAUAUUUCAAUCGUGACAAGGGGGGCUGAGCUCUGGAAUCAUUGUUAUAAAACCCACAGGAUGUCCUGAGGAAGACGUCAGCACAGAGUUGUACGCUAGCAUUCAGGGCCAGGGAGGUGCACUGCAGGGAGACUUGCUCCACUGCGUCUCCUUUCUUUUUGUGUCCUCAGGAGUCUCCCUGGAACGUGGGGUUGCCCCCACAACCCAGGAUGCCAUGAGCCUUCUGUGCUUUGUCAUAGGUUGGGAAUUUACAAUUACCCAACCACCUCUGACAUGGAUUGAAUUUUCUCUCAUGAAGAGAAAAUGGAAGCACAAAAACUAGAAAGCAAUCUGCGAACUGGAACUGUGUGGAGUUUCUUUUCCCAGCAGCUGAUUCAUAUUGUUGGGGUGUUGUGGUCCCAGUUACUAGAGAUCAGUGCCAGGUCACAGAGAGAAAAGGCGUUAACUUCAAGGAAGUGAACCCAGAAAACACAAAAGCUAUAUUUGGCGAGAUACACGCAUCCAUUGACACUUUGGCAUUCACAUUCGGCAAUGUAGUUUCUGACUUCCUUAUGGGAGAUGUGGACAGCAGCUCAGGGUUGGGGAUCCCCCAGACCAGGAGAAGCAGGUCUUUUGACAAUCUCUCUGUGGAUCCUGAGGGAUAUGUUUCAGAGAAAAGUGACCUUGUUGGCCCAGAGGUGCCACUGUCACGGGAAGAAGAAGUCGACUUGACCCUGUUGAAGAAUGAUAGCGGGGUGGAGUCAGCUCUGCUCUAUGCCAAGGCCUGGUCCAAGUAUAUUAAAGACCUUCUGGCCUGGAUGGAGAAACGACUGGCUAUGGAUGUUGAGUAUGCCAAAAAUUAUGCCAAAAUGGCUGAGUCUGCAAAGACAUUGGCCAGUCAGCAGGACUACAUGCCAUUCAGCAACAUCUAUGUAUCCACGUUCAAGAACGACAUUGAAUACAGACAGCUGCUUAUUCAGACUGCGGUGGCUCUUCAGACGAAUAAAUUUAUACAGCCCCUCCUGGCCCGUAAGAAUGAACUGGACAAGUUGAGAAAAGACAUCAAGGAGCAGUGGCAAAGGGAGCAGAAGAAAAUGCAAGAGGCAGAUGCAGCCUUGCGUAAAGCUCGAGCACUGAAGGCUCAGAGGAGAGAAGAGUAUCAGAAAGCCCACUCGUCUACCAAUCGCUCCCAGGAGGAGCAGUCUAAUGCUGGUAACAAACAGCUGGAGAAGAAGAGGAAGCUCGAGGAGGAGGCUCUGCUGAAGGCGGAGGAGGCCCAGGACCAGUACCAGAGCUGUAUGGCUGACGCAGGCGUCAGGAAGAUGGAUCUGGCCAACGCCAAGAGCACCAUCCUCGCGCAGAUCCGAGAGGUGGUCUUCCAGUGUGACCUCACACUCAAAGCUGUGACAGUCAACUGGUUUCAGAUGCAGCAGGCGCAGACUGUGUCGCUCCCUGCCCACUACCAGGCCCUGAGUGAGAGUGCCAAGGUGUACGAACCGGGCGAAUGCUAUGCUGAGUUUGUCCGCAACCUGCCCAAAAACCUGCCCAAGGAGCGUGUGCACUCAGACUCCAUCUCAUCUGACAAUACCAGGUUUGUUUUCAACAAAAGGUCAGCCGGCAGCACUCAUUCCUCCCAUGGCAACCUGUCGCAGGGAUCCAUCACCUCCUGCGACGUGCUGAGCGGAGACGAAGUGGACAAGGAGUGCAGGUCCAACAGCAGCACAGACAUACAAGCACUGAAGAGUCAGGCCCCGCUGAGAGCCUGGGCCUCCGGCAGUCAGGGAAGCCACGGCGGGAUGUGCAGUGACUCUGAGAGUGCGGGUGGCAGCAGCGAGUCGAGGUCCAUGGACUCGCCCACCGCCAGUCCAGGUGACUUCAAGCGACGGCUGCCAAGGACUCCAUCCACUGGGACCAUGUCUUCUGCUGAUGACCUGGAUGAGAGAGAACCACCAUCGCCCUCAGACAAUGGUCUUGCAGAGAUGGUGACGGAGACAGCCAGUUCUCCUGGUCCCUUUCGAAAUGCUCAGAUGUCCAAAGCUGCCCAAACCCAUAAGCUGAGAAAACUACGAGCUCUGUCUAAGUGCAGAGAGUGUGAUAGUCUGGUGGUUUUCCACGGAGCGGAGUGUGAGGAGUGCUCCCUGGCCUGUCAUAAGAAGUGUCUAGAGACGCUCGCCAUCCAGUGUGGCCAUAAAAAGCUGCAAGGCAGAUUGCACUUGUUUGGUAUCGACUUUGCCCAAGCAUCAAAAAACAGCCCCGAUGGUAUCCCUUUUAUAAUUAAGAAGUGCACGUCUGAGAUUGAGAGUCGAGCUCUCAAUAUCAAGGGGAUUUAUCGUGUGAAUGGUGCCAAAUCACGUGUCGAGAAGCUCUGUCAGGCUUUUGAAAACGGGAAGGACUUGGUCGAGCUGUCUGACCUCUCCCCUCACGACAUCAGCAAUGUCCUCAAACUCUACCUGAGACAGUUACCAGAGCCACUGAUCCUCUAUCGAUACUACAACGACUUAAUCGGCUUGUCCAAAGAGUGCCAGAGAGUGAUUGUGGAGGAGGCUGAUAAACCUCAGAGCACCCAGGCAGGAGAGAAAGGCGGGCCGAGCAUCCAGCUCAACAGGGUCAUUUUCAAGAUCAGAGACUUUCUCCGCCAGCUCCCACCAGCCAACUACAGAACUCUGCGCUUCCUUAUAGCCCACCUUAACAGAGUUGCUGAGCAGGCAGAGGAGAACAAGAUGACUGCGAGUAACCUGGGCAUUAUCUUUGGCCCCACACUCAUCAAGCCACGACAGACAGACGCUGAGGUGUCCCUGUCCUCCCUGGUAGACUACCCCUACCAGGCCCUGAUGGUGGAGCUGAUGGUGCGACACUUCCAAAACAUCUUUGAUGCAUCGCUUCUGUCUAGCUCCGACAUCGCCACAACUGGCCAGGCGUCCCCCAGACUCACCCCUCAAGAGAAGGUGCAGCGGCUCAGCAGACACUCCACCUCCCUGACAGACAUCAAAGAGAGUGCCAAAGUGUACAAAAGAUACUCAUCAGUGAUCCCGUCCUCACACAUCCUGGACGAGGUGCAGGAGGUCCAGCCAGGAACUGACAAAACAGAGGUCUCAGCCCUGGACAGGCUCAAUGGGAUACAGACCUCUAGUGGAGGAGACGUCCAGAGGUCAACCUUAGUGUUUGGCCGCCCCAGCACCACCAUCCCCUCCACCACCACUUUGGCAUCAAAGGUCCAGCUACGCGCCCAGCGUUCCAGACAUGUGUCUCGGCCUAUCAGCAUGCCGCUGGAGCGCCUGCCCACCCCCGCCCAGAUCAGUGAGAGGAAUAACCGUAACGCUGCUGCUGAUGUUGAUGCAAGCUCUGCUGAGCGCGACCCCGUCUCUGAAACUAUACAGGAGAUGCCAGAGACGGAAAAGUCGCGUCAAAGUGGCUCAUCCAGGGUUAGCACCUACUACAUCACUCCUUUCAUUGACACACAGACAAUGCAGAGGAGAACGUGGGACAGGAAGUACAAGCACUAUGAUGUUACACCGAGGACUGCUAUGAUUGUGGCCAACCUGCCCUCUGCAAGCCCUGGAGUACAACCUGUAAAGGCAACGAUGCCUGUCGCUGUUACCACAGCAGUAACCACUGCCUCUGCGGUCCCUACCACAAGCAGUGUGAGCACCAUAUUCUCCAGCAACCCCUACACAGUGUCAGUAAAGCCUGUCUGGACUUAUAAAAGGGAAAACGACACAGAUGAUUCAGUCAGUGAAUCUAGAAGCUCACCAAACCUUCCACUCACUCUCAGGGCACCGAGAACUCUGCAGCCCCCCCCUGGAACUUUCUACAAGCCCCCUGUUUCCGUUAACAGCAGAGCUAGGACACUUCCAACCUGGACUACUACUGUUACCACCAUCACCACCACCACCUCAUCGCUCGCCCCCACCAAACCUGCCGAGGUAGGGACACCGUCCCCUGCCCUUGCAACCCCCCCACAGACACGACUCCAGACACAGGACUCCACUGACAGCACCAGUGACCCUGGGGUCUCGACCUCUGCUACCCUUUCGCCCCCCCAGUCCCCUCCUCCUAGCAGCCCCGAAGACCUCAGUCCCAAUGAGACUAAACCCGUCUACCAAAGACUUCGACCUCGGCGGCUGCAGGCGCUUGAACACAGAGAGGCCCACUUUGUCUGACACCAAAAGAAAAAGAAAAAAACAACCAUAUUGUAUCUGUAAAUAUUUAUGUAUCUGUGCCAUAGUGUAUACUGGGGAUUUUUUCUUAUCAUACAAGCUGAGAGUGGAAGGAAAGAUAGGCCUGUGAAAUUUAAACCACAAAAGUGUUAUAAGAACUAAUAUAUUGUAUUUUACAUGUUACAGAAUGUCUCCGAAGCAGUCAAAACAAGCAAAUACUACAAGUAUGAUGCCAACGUUGAAUCGUUACUGUCAUGUUUUUAAAUAACAAAGCACCUGGUUUGUCUGUUUUUAUGUAAAAAAAAAAUUGCCUAUCGUCCUUUUUGUUCGAAUUGAACAGUUAAGUUCAUGUUUGAUUUGUUCCAAAAUUAUAUUUUAUUGUAAUCACACAAUGCACUUAAUGCAAGAUAAGAUUCUAAUGUUAAAAUCUGCUUAAUUUUUUAUCUUGUUCCCCAAAGGAGCAGAUGAAAGUAUUUUUAACAUGAGGUUUUUUUUUAAUUUUAAAGAGUUCGAUAUUUUUACCUUUUAAAUUUGCCUGUUGUAAGCCAGAGUUUGGUACAUCGUUUCUCAGUAUGUAAACCUUAUGUAUCUGUUUACGUUUUUUAUACUCAUUCAUACAUACUGCAUGUUUGUCACAGUAAUUUUGUCUCAUUGAAUUAUUGUGACUAUGCAAAAGAAAAAUGACAUGCAAUAACAAAUUAAAAAUGUAGUUUAAACUGUUAC
Molecule: messenger RNA, 5311 nt
Organism: Scatophagus argus
Lineage: Eukaryota; Metazoa; Chordata; Actinopteri; Scatophagidae
Product: rho GTPase-activating protein 29-like
Exons: 20
Coding region: 1004-4591 (1195 amino acids)
Biological process (GO): activation of GTPase activity; signal transduction
Cellular component (GO): cytoplasm
Molecular function (GO): GTPase activator activity
Source: RefSeq, a predicted model, not a curated record